This is a messenger RNA of Phanerochaete carnosa HHB-10118-sp, 685 nucleotides long. RefSeq lists its product as uncharacterized. The transcript has 4 exons. The coding region runs from base 19 to 561 and encodes 180 amino acids. NCBI's taxonomy places the organism in Eukaryota, Fungi, Basidiomycota, Agaricomycetes, Polyporales, Phanerochaetaceae. The record is from RefSeq and is a predicted model, not a curated record. Gene Ontology annotation, biological process: iron-sulfur cluster assembly.
UCCCGACGAUUUCUAACUAUGAGCAUGGAAAUAUUCAACCCAAACCCAACGGUCUUUGCAACCGCAAAGGCUCCUCGGGCAGCGCAAUUCGCCAAGCCACACUCGCUUUGGCUCGAAGACGAUACCACCGACAGUGAGCGCGAGCAGGAAGACGAGUCAAACGAGGUAGAGGCAAUAGACCAGGACGAAAUAUUUGACCUCAUCAGGUCAAUAUCCGACCCCGAGCACAGGAGCAUGUCUCUAGAGCAGUUGGCUGUCGUAUCUGCACCACAGAUCAUUUUUGACCCGAAAUUUUCUGACCGAGUCACCGUUGAGUUCACACCGACUGUGCCUCACUGUGGUAUGAGCACGUUCAUUGGUCUCUCCAUUCGUGUACGGCUUUUGCGGAGUCUCCCCGAGCGGUACAAGAUUGAUAUCAGAGUGAAGCCAGGGUCACAUCAAAGCGAACAUGCUUUGAACAAGCAGCUUAACGACAAAGAGCGCGUUGCCGCAGCCCUCGAGAAUCCCGCGCUGGUCGAAGUCCUUGAGCAAUGUCUCUCAACCGCUACACGGAGCACAUAGAACAAGGACAAGUGUAAAAAUACGGAAUAGAAACCUCAUGGCAUUUCUCUGUGAGCGUUACCGUUGUUGUACUUUCACCAAUGUAUCUCUUUGGAGUAUAAUCUGAGUAUACAACAUUCCGUGC